Molecule: messenger RNA, 3456 nt
Organism: Trifolium pratense (red clover)
Lineage: Eukaryota; Viridiplantae; Streptophyta; Magnoliopsida; Fabales; Fabaceae
Exons: 16
Coding region: 63-3128 (1021 amino acids)
Biological process (GO): ammonium transmembrane transport; ammonium homeostasis
Cellular component (GO): exosome (RNase complex); membrane
Molecular function (GO): ammonium channel activity; RNA binding
Source: RefSeq, a predicted model, not a curated record
UUCAUGAGCCCAAAAAACAAAGUGUUUCAUUUUAGAGCGCCGAACAACAGAAACGAGCGUUAAUGGAAGCAGCAGUGGCACAGAUGGUAACGCCGGGAGAAGUAUUAGGCAAAACCGACGACGUUAAAGCCGGAAGAGGAACAUACGCGGCGGUUCACAACAACACCGUUUACGCCUCCUUAACUGGUUUCCGCCACACCAUACCUCCUGCUUCGGACUCACCUGACCAGAGACCUACUAUUGAAGUAACUGGUCAUAAAGCUCAUGGACCUGUUCCUGAACCUGGAUCUGUUGUCAUUGCUAGGGUUACUAAAGUUAUGGCUAAAACUGCCUCACUAGAUAUUAUGUGUGUUGGACAAAAAUCUGUUCGCGAAAAAUUCACCGGCAUGAUUAGGCAGCAAGAUGUUAGGGCAACUGAGAUUGAUAAAGUAGAUAUGCAUCUAUCUUUUCGUCCUGGUGACAUUGUUAAAGCUCUUGUGCUUUCUCUUGGAAAUGCACGGGCGUACUUUCUGUCAACUGCAAAGAAUGAGCUUGGUGUUGUUUCUGCAGAAAGCACUGCUGGUGCAACUUUGGUUCCAAUAAGUUGGACGGAGAUGCAAUGUCCACUAUCUGGUCAAAUUGAACAAAGAAAGGUUGCAAAGGUUGCAAGCCUUUCAAUGGCUUCUCUUCAUCUUCUUCCUUCUCUCUCCAAAUCCUUGUCUUCAAUAUCCCCUCUUUCCCAAUAUCACACUCAUCCAUUCGCUUCCACAACCUCACUCAGAUUCGCCCAUACCAUCACUUAUACCAAUACCCGUUUUCCUACCAAACCUCUUUCUCUGCGUUUUGCUCUAACAGAGUCUAACACCCCUAAUUCUACACAACCUGACCCCAAAACUCUUCUCCAAGAAAUUGCCGACAGUUUUGAUCUUCCUGUUGAUUACUUUGCGCAGUUUCCAAGUGAUCUUCGAUUAGAUCUGAAUGACGCUGCGUUCGACCUUUCAAAUGGACCUAUCUUGGACGAGUGUGGCAAAGAGUUAGGAGAGAUAUUGCUAAACCUCUCUCGAGCAUGGGAGCUUGCUGAUACUUCCACCUCCCGCUCUUUAGCAGCAAAGCUUCCAUUGAUAGAGGCUAAUUUGACAGGCACUGCCAAGUCAGCACUUGGAAGGCGUUUGGUAUCUGCUGGAAGAAGGUUUCAGUCAAUGGGACAAUAUGGCCAAGGUGAGACACAAAAGAUUGCAAAAGCAAUGAUUGCGGCCGGGAAAGCUCUAUCUGCUAGUUCAACUUCUGCAAUAAUAGAUAAAGAACCGAAAGAAGAAAAUAGGACUCUGAAGUUUGGAGCAUUGCAGGUUGAAAUUACACCUACUAAAGCCAACAUUGGCGCUGCAAUUGCAUUUGUGUUUGGGAUUCUUACAUGGGAGAUAGCUCAAGGACUUCAAAACACUCCAGAGAGUUCUUUGCAGUAUGCAAAUGACAAUGCUUUGUUGCUUGCUAAGUCUUUGAGGGGAACAUUGCUUGCUCUUUUUUACGGCUCCACGUUGUUGUCCGCACUUACUUCAGGGGGGCUUGUUUUACUUGGUAUACAGCACUCAUCUGAUAUGGCUUCUUCCUCUUGCUCCGCCACAGACCUCACCCCACUUCUCACCGCCGCCGCAAACGCAACUGCUGUGGCAAACUAUCUCUGCACCCAAUUUGAUGCCAUCUCCAAAAAGUUCAGUGAUACCACCUAUGCAAUAGACAACACCUACCUUCUCUUCUCAGCUUACUUAGUCUUCGCUAUGCAGCUCGGUUUCGCCAUGCUCUGCGCCGGCUCUGUUCGAGCCAAAAACACCAUGAACAUCAUGCUCACCAAUGUCCUUGAUGCAGCUGCCGGUGGACUUUCCUAUUACCUCUUCGGCUUUGCUUUCGCCUUUGGAGCACCCUCCAACGGCUUCAUUGGACGCCACUUUUUUGGCCUAAGGGAUUACCCUUCACCCGCCGGAGACUACAGCUUCUUUCUCUAUCAAUGGGCUUUCGCCAUCGCCGCUGCAGGCAUCACCAGUGGCUCUAUUGCAGAGAGAACACAGUUUGUCGCAUAUCUCAUAUAUUCUUCUUUCUUAACCGGUUUUGUUUAUCCCAUCGUUUCACAUUGGGUUUGGUCCGCUGAUGGAUGGGCCAGCCCAACGCGAACCGAUGGUGAUGUCUUAUUCGGGUCCGGAGUAAUUGACUUUGCCGGUUCAGGCGUGGUUCACAUGGUUGGCGGUAUAGCAGGUUUAUGGGGAGCAUUUAUAGAAGGUCCAAGAAUCGGCCGCUUCGACCGGACCGGUCGGGUUGUUGCAUUAAAAGGACACAGUGCAUCGUUGGUAGUGUUGGGUUCAUUUUUAUUAUGGUUCGGUUGGUACGGGUUCAACCCUGGUUCAUUUUUAACAAUUGUAAAAGGUUAUGGCAAUAACAAAGGAGAUUAUUAUGGUCAAUGGAGUGCUAUCGGAAGGACAGCUGUCACAACGACAUUGGCGGGAUGCACCGCAGCUUUAACAACAUUGUUUAGUAAACGGUUAUUGGUUGGACACUGGAAUGUGACUGACGUGUGUAACGGUUUACUUGGCGGUUUUGCUGCGAUAACUUCGGGCUGUUCUGUUGUUGAACCAUGGGCUGCGAUUGUGUGUGGGUUCAUUGCAGCAUGGGUUUUGAUUGGACUUAAUAAACUAGCCGUUAAGGUGAAGUAUGAUGAUCCUUUAGAGGCGGCGCAAUUACACGGAGGGUGUGGCGCGUGGGGGGUGUUGUUUACAGGAUUGUUUGCGAAAGCGGAAUAUGUUGAUGAGAUUUAUGGGAUUGGGAGGCCGUAUGGAUUGUUGAUGGGUGGCGGAGGAAAGUUGUUUGCGGCGCAAGUUAUUGAGGUGUUGGUGGUAUGUGUGUGGGUUACAGUGACGAUGGCACCAUUGUUUUAUGGGCUGAAUAAGAUGAAAUUGUUGAGGAUUUCAAGGGAUGAUGAAACCGCGGGAAUGGAUUUGACGAGACAUGGUGGAUUUGCUUAUGCAUAUCAUGAUGAAGAUGAUGAUGAAUCGAUCAGGAAAUUAGGGUUUAUGAUGGGUAGAAUUGAGCCGGCUGGGAGUGUAACUCCCUCCGCCACCGGACAUGAUUCACAGAUGCCAACCACUACACCACCAGUGUGACACAUCAUCAUUUAAUUACUUCAUCAUUUGUUGAGGGCUAUGGGAUAUUCAUGUAAUCAAAUAGUAACUAGCUAGUUACUAAUUUAAUCGAAUAUAUUCGUAGACAUGAUCCAUUAUUAAGCGUGAUGGAAUGAAAAAAGAAAAAAAGUGUUGUGGUUAGUAUCUUGUCUAGCUAUUGUUAUUUAUAAACUAUCCUUAGUCUGGAUUUCUAAAUAAUAUGAGAUUUAACUUGUGUUGUAAUAGUGUACCGAAACAAGAUAUCAUAAAUGAAGUCGUUUAUGAGAUAUAUGAACAAUUAUACGAGACUAAGCAAGUUUUUCCUCUUUAA